CGCACACACACUCACGCACUCACGCACACACACACACACGCGCGCACACACACUCUUGCGAUGGCUCUGGAAAACUCCGUACUCAGUUCUCGUGCAGAAUCUCUCUCUCUGCCAGUCUCAGAGAAAGGGGAGGGGACUGCAGGUGAAGCGGAACCAGCCACACCCACUGGUGUGUUUGAUGUGUCGGAGGAGUUGGGGCGUGUGGUAACCACGGAUACAGCCCCGCCUCCCCAACCCACUCACAGGUCGUUCCAGUCCAAGCUGGCUGCGCGGGAGGCCCAGGCUGCCGCCCCACAGCCCCGCAAGAAGGCGCAGGGAGCCGGCUCCGAGAAGGGCAAGUUUGGCUGGGGACGCAGCAGGCGCAAACGGCAGCGCUAUGUGGAGAAGAAUGGCCGCUGUAACGUUCAGCACGGGAACAUGCGCGAAACGUACCGCUACUUAACCGACAUCUUCACCACUCUGGUGGACCUCAACUGGCGCUGUUCGCUCUUCGUCUUUGUCAUGGCCUACGCAGUCACCUGGCUCUUCUUCGGGGCCAUCUGGUACCUAAUAGCAUACUGCAGAGGAGAUCUGGACCACCUGGAGGAUGAGACAUGGACUCCCUGUGUCAACAAUGUGAAUGGCUUCAUCUCUGCAUUUCUCUUCUCCAUCGAGACGGAGACCACGAUCGGUUACGGCCACCGCGUCAUCACGGACCAGUGUCCGGUGGGCACCAUGCUGCUGCUGCUGCAGGCAAUACUGGGCUCCAUGGUCAACGCAUUCAUGGUGGGCUGCAUGUUUGUAAAGAUCUCGCAGCCGAACAAGCGGGCGGAGACGCUGGUGUUCUCUCGCAAUGCGGUGAUCUCGUUGCGUGAUGAGCGUUUGUGCCUGAUGUUUCGUGUUGGGGAUCUACGCAGCUCACACAUCGUGGGAGCCAACAUGCGGGCCAAACUCAUUAAGUCCAAGCAGACUCAGGAGGGUGAGUUCAUUCCUCUGGAUCAGACAGACAUCAGCGUGGGCUUUGAGACAGGAGAUGACCGGCUGUUUUUGGUGUCUCCACUGGUGAUCUCCCAUGAAAUCGACUCACGCUCACCAUUCUGGGACAUGUCCCAGGCCCAGCUGGAGAAGGAUGACUUUGAGAUUGUGGUGAUACUGGAAGGGAUGGUGGAGGCCACAGGUAUGACAUGCCAAGCUCGCAGUUCCUACCUGGCGGAGGAGGUACUGUGGGGUCAUAGGUUCAGCCCAAUGAUGUCACUGGCCGAGGGAUUCUUUGACGUUGACUAUGGUGCUUUCCACCACACGUUUGAGGUGGACACACCUUCCAGCUCUGCUCGAGAGCUUUCAUUGGCUGCUGCCAGGUUGGAAGCUCAUCUCUACUGGUCAAUCUCCAGCCGGCUAGAUGAGGAAAAAUGGGAUGGCCCCAACCUGACUGAGCAUCUGGAAAAACAGCCAGGCAGUGGCUCAGCAAAUGGAAAAAGCGGGGUUGGGACAACAUUCACUGUUGGCGAGACAAGUGAAAGCCAAGACCAAUCAGGGCAGGGGGAACAGAAUGGCAGUGUUGCCACAGACCAAUCAGAAUCAGAGGCUUAAAAGAGUAUAGAAGAAUAAGGAAUUGAAUGAAGGGAAACCAUUAGAUAAAUAAAGAAAGCUAAACAUUGUAAGCUAAAUAUAACUAAGUAAAAUACCAGAUCUUUAGUAAAAUAAAUACUUUUAGUAUCCCAUGGGGGGAAUUUGUUUGCUAAACUAAUCACAUUAUUUCUUAAUUCAUUACCGAAUUCUGUCAUUAGUCUCUGCUUUGUUCUGUGACACACUAUUAGGGAAUAGUAAAUACAUGUUUCAGCAUGUAUGUUGAACAGUAUUCUCUUUAUCCUAACUGUCCUCACCGUGGCAGUGCCUGAGAAAGCAGGGUGUAAACAGUGAAUGUAGCUCUACAUUGACUGAAUAAAUGAACAAUACUGCUGUUGGGUAUUCUACUUCAAAUGUCCAUGUCAGCUGUGGGUCUAAUGUCAGAGUUUCAUAAUCUGUGUCGGUAUCUCCUGUUAUGAUUAAAGUAACUCCUUAGAAGGAUGAGUAAAUUCAUUACUGAGAAUACUGUACUGCAUACAGUCAUGAAGGGAAACUGGAAUUGGAGGAAAAGGGCUGCAAGAUUUGAGAUUUGAAUUUGUCAGCUAUUUGAUACAUAACCAAACAAAUGAAAUCACUGGACUAAUUUAUAGAGAGGUGAAAAGAUAGCUGUUGAGAGAAACGUGUAAACAGACAAACACUCACAGCUAGAUGGCAAGUGGGAUUUGUGUAGAUGUUUUUCUUGGUAGAGAAAGUGUAUUUGAGAAAGAGAAAAAUUGUUAAAUGGUUAAGGAUAUUGAUUAAACAAAUAGAAUACACUUAUGAGUAACAUCCACAAUUAGACUUUAAGAGAACAUGUUGAUGUUUAGUUGCUGCAUAUAUUCUGAAAAAGAAAAGUGAUGGAUAACCAUGAGUCAUGUGUAUUUUAGAGGAA
This is a messenger RNA of Megalops cyprinoides (Indo-Pacific tarpon), 2476 nucleotides long. RefSeq names its product potassium inwardly rectifying channel subfamily J member 9 (gene kcnj9). Gene Ontology annotation, molecular function: inward rectifier potassium channel activity. Bases 61 to 1569 code for a protein of 502 amino acids. Gene Ontology annotation, cellular component: plasma membrane. Gene Ontology annotation, biological process: potassium ion import across plasma membrane; regulation of monoatomic ion transmembrane transport. The record is from RefSeq and is a predicted model, not a curated record. NCBI's taxonomy places the organism in Eukaryota, Metazoa, Chordata, Actinopteri, Elopiformes, Megalopidae. The transcript is spliced from 7 exons.